Messenger RNA from Bufo bufo (common toad), 1448 nucleotides. It is a transcript of the gene CREBL2, whose product is annotated as cAMP responsive element binding protein like 2. Gene Ontology annotation, biological process: regulation of DNA-templated transcription. The record is from RefSeq and is a predicted model, not a curated record. The transcript is spliced from 4 exons. Bases 244 to 597 code for a protein of 117 amino acids. NCBI's taxonomy places the organism in Eukaryota, Metazoa, Chordata, Amphibia, Anura, Bufonidae. Gene Ontology annotation, cellular component: nucleus. Gene Ontology annotation, molecular function: DNA-binding transcription factor activity.
GUGUGUGGAGAGGUGGAGAACUACAUUUCCCAGAAGUCUCCACGCCACUUCCCGUUUAAAGGAUCGGGAGUCAGCUGAGCGAUUGUAAACAAACUGGGCUUUUUCCUCAAGGGCCUGUAAAGAGCUGUACGGCGUGUUAGGGGCCACAGGACGACUCAGGGGCCCAGUAGUGCUGAGCGUACAUCAGUGGGAAGCUGCCAUAGAAUACCAUCUGCUAUAUUCGGAGCACAAAGCAUCAGCGACAUGGAGGAAAACAAGGUAUCUGGAGGAAAGGUGAAGAAGCCUGGAAAGAGGGGGAGGAAACCAGCCAAAAUUGACCUGAAAGCCAAACUGGAGCGAAGCCGUCAGAGCGCGCGGGAAUGUCGAGCCCGGAAGAAACUGCGUUACCAGUACCUGGAGGAGUUGGUGUCCAGCCGGGAACGAGCCAUCUGUGCUCUGAGGGAGGAGCUGGAGAUGUACAAGCAGUGGUGUAAAGCGAUGGAUCAAGGUAAAAUUCCAUCUGAAAUCCGAGCUCUUCUCACCGGAGAGGAACUUAAUAAAUCUUCAAAUUCCAGUAAACAGCAAAGAUCCGUAAAAACAGAACCAGCUGAGAAAUGAAAUGGAGCGGUGUGUUCUUUUAUUGGUUGGACACGUCUAUGCACAGACGGCUAUGUGGAGGAACGGGGGUCUGGCAGCUAAGAAUCUAUUAUGGCCCCUCUGGACCCAAGACCCCUGAUCGUAACAUCAGACAGGAAUGGAAGUCACAUUGGACUCAUGUUUCUCUUGUGUUUGUGACUGCACGUCACCUCCCUGUCCGUAGCCAAGGAGAGAGACCGACCUUGCUCCCCAAAUAGGCUCCAGGGAUUAGAUACUUGGUGUUCUGCUUUUAGUGCUAUAAGAAGCUAGUCUCCUUACUAUUCUGUAACUACAUGCUCCAGUAUGCAAUGCAGAAUUGUGUCGGUCCAUUUAAGAAGAGUUCUUGGGGGUCAGACAUGUGCAUUCAAUGGGUAUAUCUGAAGUUAGCAGUGGCUGGAGCGUCAGCAUCUAUUGUCCGUUCUGCUUGAUGUUGUCUGUCAGUUCAGCUAACUGUAGCUUUACAGCUCUGCUACAUUACAGCCAUAGACAUACACACAAAGUGCCCUUAAAGGGAUUCUCUGAAUUUGACAGAAAGUAGCACAUCAUGUGUCCUGUCCAGAAAAAAACAACCAGUGGUAUGCUACAGAUAUGAGGAAAUCCUAUCACUGCACAAAAUGCAACAUUCCACUUCUUAGCUUAAAGGGUAACUCUACCCAAAACAAAUCCUUUCCUUACUCCCUUAUAACUUCUGGUUUAGUCAUCCAUAGCUUUGAGUUUCAUACCUCUUCUUCAUAUAUUAUUGGGGACAACCCCCCUCCCCUCCCCCCAGUUAUUAACAUCACCAAAUGAAAUAAGCUAGUUAUAGGGGAACUCCAGCAGAAUUCAUUACAAUA